Molecule: messenger RNA, 1146 nt
Organism: Ostertagia ostertagi
Lineage: Eukaryota; Metazoa; Nematoda; Chromadorea; Rhabditida; Trichostrongylidae
Source: the annotation of a GenBank genome assembly
AUGAUAAAACUUUCACACGUUAUAUCAAGACUAGCCUCUCAUUUUAUAUCUAUCUACUAUUCGAGGAGGCAGGACAAGAGCCAUUACUUUUAUUGUAACUUCAAGAGAAACUUCACGGGAAACUCGGAACGUGUUGGGGCCGCAAUAGCUGUUUACUACAAGGGAGCGUUGGUGGUGGACUUGUGGGGUGGACUCGCUGAUCGUACAACUCAAAAUCUGUGGGAUCGCGAUACUUUGGCUGGUAUUGUCUGCUGUACAAAGGGCAUCGCAGCGAUCUGCAUGGCAAUGAAGGUUGAUCAGGGUGAAUGCAGUUACUCAGACAAAGUGGUGAAAUUCUGGCCAGAAUUCGGACAUAAUAACAAACAAGACAUAACCAUCGAGAUGAUUCUUACUCAUCGAGCAGGACUGCCAUAUUUUGAUGCCGAAUUCAACCUGAAUGAGUUAACCAAGGACGGCAUCGCUAAAAUAAUAGAAGCCGAAUUUCCCAAGUAUCCACCUGGUUCUAAAACCGAAUAUCACGCAGUUACCUUUGGAUGGCUCAUCGACCAGGUUUUCUGCCGCAUUGACAAAAAACGUCGAACAGUGAGCGAGUUCUUUCGCGAAGAAGUUCAGGAAAAGUAUAAUGUGGAAGUGUACAUCGGUUCUUCUGAAGAACAAGAAACUCGUGUGGCAAAAUUCCCCACCGUUAAAAAGAGCGUGGUAUUACGCGAGUACAUCCACGAUAGGAAAAUUUUCGCCAUUGGUGCACACCUUUCAAAGAAACCAACAGUAACUGCAAGCAGAAUGCGAAGCAGUAAUGAGGUUGGUAGAUUUGAUGAUGUCAGAAUCAGCCAGCCACAGUUUUGCAAUGAAUUUGACCACGCAUUAGGCGAAGAAGAGAACAAAGGUUAUGGAUUCAUCUACACAAAGAGUAGAACGAAUUCCUGGCAAAUCGGCCAUCCGGCGAUAGGAGGUCAAUGUGUCUACAUGGAUUCCAAGAAUGAUCUUGUCGUGUGUUACCUGACGAAUGGCCUGAAGUCCUGGGUUGGAGACCACCCAACGUGUUUCGGUAAUCUGCAGCUGAAAAUAUAUGAAGCAGUUGCCGAAAUGGCCAAACGCAGAUCCAGCGAAGACAUUGAUGAGGCGCUGAACGACCAAUGUAUUUAG